AUGAUCAGGAACCUAACCAACAACCCAUUGCUCCCGCGCCGAUGCCGCCUCCUCCUCCAUCCCAACCGGCUCUGCGCCGCCGCCACAUCCUCUACUGCCGCCGGUGAGAUCGCGCCGGCUCCCGCCGCAAACGAGACUCCCCUUGAAGAUGACCUCGCGGAGGAGUUGCGCAGCCGCCUCGUGCGCGACACCUGCAGGCUGCUUGAGCUCCGGGACUCGUGGAGCGCCAAGCUGGAGGCGCAGCUUCGGCACCUCCUCCGCGCGCUGACCCCGCCGCAGGUCCGCGCCGUGCUGCGCGCGCAGGCACAGCGGGACGCCCGCGCCGCGUUCGAGUUCUUCCGCUGGGCCGACCGCCAGUGGAAGUACCGCCACGCCCCGGAGGUGUUCGACGAAAUGCUUGCGCUCCUCAGCCGCACCAGGCUCCACGACCCAGCGCGCCGCAUCAUGCGCCUCAUGAUCUGGCGAGGCAUGCGCCGGGGCACGAAGCAGUUCGCGCACCUCAUGCUCUCGUACAGCCGCGCAGGGAAGCUCCGCUCCGCCAUGCGUGUGCUCCAGCUCAUGCAGAAGGACGGGUGCGCGCCUGACAUAUGUAUAUGCAACGUGGCGGUGAACGUGCUUGUUGUGGCCGGACGUGUCGACAAGGCGCUCGAGUUUGCCGAGAGGAUGCGUCGUGUUGGGGUUGACCUGGACGUGGUCACGUACAAUUGCCUAAUCAAGGGAUUGUGCGGAGCUCAGCGGAUCGUUGAUGCAUUGGAUAUGAUCGGCUCAAUGCUGCAAAAUGGGUGCCUGCCAGAUAAGGUUAGCUACUUUACAGUGAUGAGCUUCUUGUGCAAGGAGAAGAGGGUGGCAGAGGUGCGGAAUUUGCUUGAGAGGAUGAGGAAUGAUGCAGGUAUAUUUCCAGAUCAGGUCAUGUAUAACAUGCUUAUUCAUGGUCUUGCAAAGCAUGGUCAUGCAGAUGAGGCGUUGAGUUUCUUGAGGGAGUCAGAGGGGAAAAGAUUCCGUGUUGACGAGGUCGGCUAUAGUGCGAUUGUGCAUUCGUUUUGCUUGAAUGGUAGGAUGGCAGAGGCAAAGGAAAUUAUAGGCGAGAUGAUUUCAAAGGGGUGCCGCCCUGAUGUUGUAACAUAUAGUACGGUUGUAGAUGGAUUCUGCCGGAUUGGAGAACUCGAACAAGCAAGAAAGAUGAUGAAGCAUAUGUAUAAGAAUGGUUGCAAGCCAAAUACAGUCACGCAUACUGCACUGUUAAAUGGGCUUUGCAAAGUUGGGAAAUCUUCAGAAGCAUGGGAAUUGCUAAACAAGAGCGAAGAAGAGUGGUGGACUCCAAGUGAUAUCACAUACAGUGUUGUUAUGCAUGGAUUUCGGAGGGAAGGGAAGUUAAAGGAAUCAUGUGAUGUCGUAAUGCAGAUGUUGCAGAAGGGUUUCUUCCCCACAACAGUGGAGAUUAACUUGUUGAUUCACGCAUUAUGCAAGGAGCGAAAACCUGCAGAUGCCAAAGACUUCAUGGAGCAGUGCCAAAGCAAGGGCUGCUUCAUUAAUGUUGUUAACUUCACUACUGUAAUUCAUGGAUUUUCUAGGCAGGGAAGGAAAGCUAAAAUGAAAGAAGCAACAGCGCUUGUAGAGAAAAUGCUUAAUAGAGGUUUGCUCCCUACACCUGUCACAUACAGGACUGUGAUACAUAGAUAUUGUGAAAAGGGUGCAGUGGAAGAUUUACUCAAUCUGCUGGAUAAGAUGUUAACAAAAGAAGGGUUUAGUAGUGCAUAUAAUCAGGUCAUUGAGAAGCUAUGUGCAUUUGGUAAACUUAGUGAGGCUUACAAUCUCCUCAGCAAGGUACUAAGAACUGCCUCAAAAAGAGAUGCUCAAACAUGCCACAUUUUGAUGGAUAGUUUUCUGAAUAGAGGACUCCCACUUCAAUCAUAUAAUGUGGCCUGCCGCAUGUUCCAGAGAAACUUAAUUCCUGAUCUUAAAUUAUGUCAAAAGAUUGACAGUCAGUUGGCCCUAGCGGGUGAGAGACAAGCUGCUGGAAAGCUUAUCACUAAGUUUGUUGAAAGAGGCGAUAGUACCAGUCUUGGCAGCGCCUUCCAUGUAGAAGGAGGCGAACCACACCCGCUCGUCGUCCACCGUGCGAUCAACGCGGAAGAACUGCUCCGCCUAGUGAAGCCAGGUGACCGGAUCGGUGCUGCCGUCAUAGCGCGGGAACCGGAGCUUGUGCUUGCCGUGCUCGCGUGGAGGCGGAGGUGGAGGGGCGCCGUGGGCAGCGUCCUUGCCGCUGUGGGAGCUGCCGGAGGAGAGGUGGUCUGA
Molecule: messenger RNA, 2295 nt
Organism: Miscanthus lutarioriparius
Lineage: Eukaryota; Viridiplantae; Streptophyta; Magnoliopsida; Poales; Poaceae
Source: the annotation of a GenBank genome assembly